UCCAUGUGGCCCGAGCUUGUUCGUGUAUUGGUGCCGGUUUGCAGUUAUACGAACUAAGACAGUUGUGAUAUUAUUAGUUAAUGUUCACGGCGUCCGCUUUGCCACAUCUUGUCACUUUCACGUACGGAAGAAGCAAUGUCUGCCAGGCACGGUGAGCAGACCCUCGAGGACCCGGAGCUGCAGUGUUGUGGACACGACCGUGGUCCAGUUACGGUCACAAUGGGGGCCACGGUGCCCACGGGCUUCGAACACUGCGCUGCCGAGGAGGUCCGAGAGAAACUCGGCGCUGAGGCGAAAAUCAGCAAGGACCGUGGUAGAAUAUACUUCCAGAUGAGCUCCGACAGCCUUCCCCUGGUGCAUCAGCUGAGGUCGGUCGACAACUUAUUUGUCGUGGUUAAGGAGUAUGUGGACUACCAGUUCAAAGAUUCAAAGGAGGAGACGCUCAAGGAUUUGCAGGAUCUGGCCUCGAAGCUCCCAUGGACGAACCCACUGGAGGUUUGGAAACUGAACAAUGUGCUGAAGAAGAGGAGGUGGCGGCGGAGAGGGGCGAAUGUCUCCAGGCCGAACCCCAGCAGCGAUGGCGCCAAAGAGGGGACGCAGGAGGGCGCUGCAGACACGGAGACACAGAGCCUCGAAGCAGAGCCCGAGCAGCCUGGCAGAGUGGAGGAGGACUAUGAGGACAACCAGGGACAGCAGGACAAGGGUUCUGCAGAAACGGGGGCUGAGGGCACCCCUGGAGUGCUCAAGUUUCGGGUGACGUGCAACCGGGCCGGCGACAAGCACAGCUUCACUUCUAACGAAGCCGCGAGGGACUUUGGCGGAGCCGUGCAGGAGUUCUUCCAGUGGAAGGCAGACAUGACCAAGUUUGAUGUGGAGGUUCUCUUGAACAUCCACAACAACGAGGUGGUGAUCGGCGUUGCGCUCACAGAGGAGAGCCUCCAUCGCAGAAACAUCUCGCACUUUGGGCCCACCACUCUGCGCUCCACGCUGGCCUACGGCAUGCUCAGGCUUUGCAAGCCACAGGUGUCUGACGUGAUAAUUGACCCAAUGUGUGGAACCGGAGCCAUACCCCUCGAGGGGGCCCUUGAGUGGAAGCAUUCUUACUACCUGGCUGGAGACAACAACGACCAGGCGGUGAACCGCACAGUCAACAACGUCGCUCACAUCCACAGGAAGAGACAGGAGAAAGGCUGUGGACCGUGGGGUCUGCCCAUAGACACGGUGCAGUGGAAUCUGUGUCGUUUGCCGCUGAAGACGGCUUCUGUGGACAUCAUCAUCACCGACAUGCCCUUCGGGAAGAGGAUGGGCUCAAAAAAGAGGAACUGGGACUUGUACCCCUCGUGUUUGAGGGAAAUGGCCCGUGUUUGUCGACCCGGGACUGGCAAGGCCGUGCUGUUGACGCAGGACAAAAAAUGCUUUGCCAAGGCUUUGUCCAGGAUGGGGGGGCUGUGGCGCAAGUCCCACACAGUGUGGGUGAACAUCGGUGGGCUCCACGCUGGCGUGUAUCUUCUCAAAAGGGUGGCGUCUGCUUUUGGGGAGACCCCCGAAGACACUGACGAGAGAAGAGACCCUCGAGGCGCCGAGACGGCCGGGGAAGAGAAAGAGGAAAAUUAACGGAAAUUAGCAGGAAGUCCUCCCUUGUGGUGCAGAGCAAUAUUGACAAUAUUGACAAUAUUUACAAUGCAGAACAAUAUUAAGAGUGUCCGGUUUUCUUACAUGUGGAAUUCAGGUGGAUGAACCCCGAGCUGAAAAAAUUCAGUGUGAAGAUCAUUUCUGUUGUAAGUUAUUUCAAGCUGUCAAAAUUAUGGUCUUAGAAAAAAAUGCCAACAGUCUGUUUUCUUUCCACUUAACUGCUGUCGUUUGGAAAAUUAAAUGUUCUAAACCCAGAUUUUGGAGUAUUGGUACUUUUUUAUUUAGCAA
This is a messenger RNA of Scleropages formosus (Asian bonytongue), 1920 nucleotides long. It is a transcript of the gene thumpd3, whose product is annotated as THUMP domain containing 3. Lineage: Eukaryota; Metazoa; Chordata; Actinopteri; Osteoglossiformes; Osteoglossidae. The record is from RefSeq and is a predicted model, not a curated record. Gene Ontology annotation, biological process: tRNA methylation. Bases 136 to 1614 code for a protein of 492 amino acids. The transcript has 10 exons. Gene Ontology annotation, molecular function: RNA binding; tRNA (guanine) methyltransferase activity.